UAUCACGAAACACCGUUCUCGAACUAUCCGACGACCGACAACUUCACGACAGCACAACAGUCAACAUGGGUCGCGUUCGAACUAAGACCGUCAAGCGGUCCGCCAAGGUCGUCAUUGAGCGUUACUACCCCAAGCUCACCUUGGACUUCGAGACCAACAAGCGCAUUUGCGAUGAGAUCGCCAUCAUCGCUUCCAAGCGCCUCCGCAACAAGAUUGCCGGAUACACCACCCACUUGAUGAAGCGUAUCCAGCGUGGUCCUGUUCGCGGUAUCUCCUUCAAGCUUCAGGAGGAGGAGCGUGAGCGCAAGGACCAGUACGUUCCUGAGGUCUCUGCUCUCGACUUCACCCAGAACUCCGAGAGCGGCCAGCUCGACGUGGACGCUGAGACCAAGGACCUCCUUAAGAGCCUUGGCUUUGACUCGAUCCCCGUCAACGUUGUGCCCGUUGCCCAGCAGCAGGUCGCUGAGCGCCCUCGUCGCUUCGGUGACCGCCUUCGCCGGGAGUAAAACCUUUCAUGCCGUUGGAAGGAAAAUAUAGGCGGGAAUCGGCUGCGGUCUCGCUGACCCAUUAAAAUUGGCUGGCGUCAUAGAUAAUGAAAAGGUCUUUCUCCCCAAACUAGGUGUCGCUGAACCCUCUACUGAGGGCUAGGCUUGAUCGCC
Messenger RNA from Xylona heveae TC161, 659 nucleotides. Its product is annotated as 40S ribosomal protein S17. NCBI's taxonomy places the organism in Eukaryota, Fungi, Ascomycota, Xylonomycetes, Xylonales, Xylonaceae. The transcript is spliced from 3 exons. Gene Ontology annotation, biological process: translation. Gene Ontology annotation, cellular component: ribosome. Gene Ontology annotation, molecular function: structural constituent of ribosome. The record is from RefSeq and is a predicted model, not a curated record. The coding region runs from base 66 to 506 and encodes 146 amino acids.